UGAAUACUGCCACCGGAAGUUUUGACUGGUUUUUUUUAGGUGUCAUUUGCGCAUGCGCACUGGGUAGCUCUCUAUAAAUCAUUACUCAGUGGGCAUUUUAACGCUGAUCUGGUGCAAAAAAACCCAUCCUCGGAUCAUUGAAGAGGCUGAGAGGACCGUCACCAUGGCAAUCAGCGGAUCAUACAUGCAGGUAGCGCUGCUUCUGCUCGCGCUCCAGCUCCUCUGUGUCGGCGCCGCUGAGGCGGACCAGGAGACAGGGACCGUGAUCCCAGCCGAAAGUCGUCCAUGCGUUGACUGCCAUGCCUUUGAGUUCAUGCAGAGGGCGCUGCAGGAUUUGAAGAAGACAGCUUUUAACCUUGAUGCCAGGACGGAGACGUUGGUGCUUCGGGCGGAGACGAGGGCUCUGUGCGACUGCAUGCCCACCACCACACUGCGCUGAGCCCCGCCAUCCUCAGACGCCCAGACAACCCUCCAUCUCUGGCCUCUUAACAUUUACAGAAAAACCCAUCUGAACUUCUCUAAACAAACAGGCACUUUAUAUAAUUUGUUUCCCUCAUCAUCUCAUUUGAUCUCAGCUCUGAUUUCAACCACAGGUGGACAUUUUUUUUUUUUUUUUUGUUACCUCGUGUAGGACUUUGACAUCACCGAUGUUUGUGUAGUGAAUCGCUCUGAAUCUUAUAAACUGUCCUCAUCGUUUUCUGCUGUCCUCAUCUUUGGAGCAUAAAUGCGUUUUUCUACUUUCUAGUAACUGACUGAAAAAAGUAGACACAGUAGGAUGCAUCUGUAUAUGAUAUUGUUGUAUGAGGUUACUGUUUACACACUUCUACCUGUAGCAUCAGAGUUUAUUGAACUGCUCAUUAGCAGCAGUUUAACAUAAUAAUAUAAAUGUAAUUUCAAUAAUCCUAAUUAGUUGACUCAAAGCCUGUAGGAGGAAGGGGGUUGGGUCAUUUAAAAUGGAAAGUUUUUUUGCUCCAUAGUUAAGUAUGGGGAUGAUUUUACUUUAGUAAAGAUAUUUUUUAGGAAGACCAUCCGUAGGUCUUGUUUUAGCACAGCACUGUAGCAUGAAUUUAUAGCACUUUCAUUUAGGUGGUAAUAAAGCUGACGUGUGCACACGAUGCAAACGCGCCGGGAUACGUCUGCCUGCGGACCUCUGCUAGAUUUUGAAGGCGUCUGCAGGGAAAGCGAUGAAGCAGACCCGGAUCGGAUCAGAUGAGCUGCGGCAUCAGCAGGGAGGGAAGGAAGGGAUGAAGAGAACGGCAGCAGAGAGCAGAAAAUCCUCUUACUGCUGCUCCUUUAUCAGCAAUGUACUCUGCAAGUCACAGGAGGCUCCAUUUUACAGUCUUAAUGUUGUACCUAUGAAUAAAAACAUAAAACAUG
This is a messenger RNA of Cyprinodon tularosa, 1377 nucleotides long. RefSeq names its product chromosome unknown C4orf48 homolog (gene nicol1). Lineage: Eukaryota; Metazoa; Chordata; Actinopteri; Cyprinodontiformes; Cyprinodontidae. Bases 164 to 439 code for a protein of 91 amino acids. The transcript has 4 exons. The record is from RefSeq and is a predicted model, not a curated record.